Molecule: messenger RNA, 1780 nt
Organism: Vigna unguiculata (cowpea)
Lineage: Eukaryota; Viridiplantae; Streptophyta; Magnoliopsida; Fabales; Fabaceae
Product: glycerophosphodiester phosphodiesterase GDPDL3-like
Biological process (GO): lipid metabolic process
Molecular function (GO): glycerophosphodiester phosphodiesterase activity
Source: RefSeq, a predicted model, not a curated record
ACAUACGGUGUAAUUUAAACGACAGUCUAGUCCACUGUCAUAUAUCACUCGAGCGUUGCAGUUGCAACCCAUACAUAGUGAGUGAGUGGGCAAAACUCUCGUUUUCUUCUCCGCCAAGUUUUGCCGGAACUUCACUGGAAACUGAAACUUCGCCGGAAUGUGGAAUGCACGCGUUCUUCUCCGUUCAUUCUCUCUCCUACAUUUUCUUGUUCUUCACUCGGUGCUGCCUCAGGUCUCUGCACAAGGAUCCAACGCAACCACUUGGAACACUCUCUCUGGAAAUCCACCGUUGGUCAUAGCUCGUGGUGGUUUUUCAGGGAUAUUUCCCGAUUCCAGUGACUUUGCGUAUCUUUUUGCUGUAGCAGCUAGUUUAAAAAAUGUCAUUCUAUGGUGUGACGUGCAAUUAACGAAAGAUGCGCAGGGGAUCUGCAUCCCAGACCUCAAGCUUGAAAAUGCCACUAAUAUUGCUCAAAAUGCUAAAUAUAAAAGUAGCACUUACCCAGUUAAUGGUGCAACGACCAGUGGCUAUUUUUCUAUGGACUACACCUUAGAGGAUCUACGUUCCAACAAUGUCUUCCUGGUUCAGGGAAUUUACACACGAACAGAGAAGUUUAAUAACAAUGCAUUCCAAAUUCUUACUGUGAAUAAUGUGGUUAAAACAGCAUCCCCGCCAGGAUUGUGGUUGAAUAUACAGCAUGAUGCAUUCUACACACAACACAAUUUGAGUAUGAAAAACUUCGUACGUUCUGUUUCCACAACAGUAAAUGUCAGUUACAUCUCAUCACCUGAAGCUGGUUUCCUCAGAAGCAUAAGAACAGACAUCAAUCCAAAAAGAACAAAACUGGUCUUCAGGUUUAUGGAAAAAGGGGAAGUAGAUCCAUCAACCAACCAGACUUAUGCUACACUGUUAAAAAAUCUAACAUCUAUCAAGACAUUUGCUUCAGGAAUUCUUGUUCCCAAAGACUACAUAUGGCCUGUGGAUCUAAAGAGUCAUUAUCUACAACCGCAUACAUCUUUGGUCUCCGAUGCGCACACAGUGGGGCUGGAAGUCUUUGCUUCAACUUUCGAGAAUGAUAUUCCAAUCAGCUAUAAUUACAGCUAUGACCCUGUUGCCGAGCACCUGAGUUUCAUUGAGAAUGGAAACUUCUCUGUUGAUGGUGUGUUGUCUGACUUCCCCCUAACGUCAUCUACAGCUAUAGACUGCUUUGCUCACAAUGGUCUCAAUGCUCCAAAAAAAGUUAACACUUUGGUCAUCUCAAAAUAUGGAGCCAGUGGAGAUUAUCCUCCUUGUACCGACUUAGCGUAUGAAAAGGCUUUUUCAGAUGGUGCAGAUGUUCUCGACUGUCCUGUUCAGAUUUCAAAAGAUGGAAUACCAUUUUGCUUUAGCUCUAUUGAUCUUAUCCCGAACACAAAUGUUGCUCAGUCAAGAUUCAACGACCUUAGCAAAUCUAUUCCAGAGAUCCAAUCUGGUGAUGGAAUAUUUGCAUUCGACUUGUAUUGGAAUAAUAUAUCAAGCUUGACCCCCUUAAUGCUGAAACCGUUUAGCACUUUGUAUAGAAACCCAAAAUUUAACGAGAAAGUAUCAUUGUUAACAUUGUCCGAGUUCUUGAAUUUCACACAAGGUCGUCCUUCCCCAUUAGGUGUUGUGAUCAUCAUUGAGGUGCGUUCUGUUCAGGCCAUUAUUUCAGUACUUCAGUCUUUAAUUCCUUCCAUUGGCUGUAUAUUAUGUGAACAUGUAAUAUCUGUGAUGAAAUGCAGUAAGGCACAGUUAACUGUCUAA